UGACAAUUAACUUGACAAAUUGACAGCUUCUGUAAAUUAAAAUUAAAAAUUGAGGAAUUACUACAAUAAAUUGUUUUUAUUUUAAGUAAAAUGGCAGGAUCAGCCUUAAGACGUUUAAUGGCAGAAUACAGACAACUGGCACUAAACCCCCCAGAAGGGAUAGUUGCUGGACCUAUUAGUGAAGAUAAUUUUUUCGAAUGGGAAGCUUUAAUUCAAGGCCCAGAAGGUACGUGUUUUGAAGGCGGUGUUUUUCCAGCAAAAUUGGUUUUUCCACCAGAUUAUCCUUUAAGUCCCCCAAAAAUGAGAUUUACUUGUGAAAUGUUUCAUCCAAAUGUUUUUACGGAUGGUCGAGUUUGUAUUUCAAUUCUUCAUGCACCUGGAGAUGAUCCAAUGGGGUACGAAUUGUCAGCUGAAAGAUGGAGUCCAGUCCAAAGUGUCGAAAAAAUAUUGUUAAGCGUGGUCUCCAUGCUAGCCGAGCCAAAUGACGAAUCCGGAGCAAAUGUUGAUGCCGCUAUUAUGUGGAGGGAGCAGAGAGAUGAAUUUAAUAAAAUUGCGAAAGGAAUUGUGAGAAAGACAUUGGGACUAAACUCUUAGCAAAAAUUCAAAUAAAGUCAAAUUUUUAAAUUUAAUAUUUUUGUGGAUUGGAUGUUGAUUUAAGAUUAUUGACGUUUUGUUACUUUUCAAAAUAAAUAUCUAUUAUAAAUUUAGUA
Molecule: messenger RNA, 710 nt
Organism: Condylostylus longicornis
Lineage: Eukaryota; Metazoa; Arthropoda; Insecta; Diptera; Dolichopodidae
Gene: Ubc7
Product: ubiquitin-conjugating enzyme E2 G2
Exons: 1
Coding region: 91-594 (167 amino acids)
Cellular component (GO): cytosol; endoplasmic reticulum
Source: RefSeq, a predicted model, not a curated record